ACAGUAUGGAUGAGUGGAGCGAUCCUCUGUCUGGGGAAUCGGGACCGUAGUUUGGUCUCUCUCUCUCUCUCUCGUUCAGGCUUGAGGCGGAGAGAAGAGAGACCAAUAGACCAUGAUACGACGAAUCUCCCUGAGAGCUUCUCGAUUCGCUAAGAACUCGUUUCUCAAAUCGUCUCAAUUCCACGGCGAGUCCCUCGAUUCCUCCGUCUCCCCUGUUCUCAUUCCUGGCGUUCAUGUCUUCCAUUGUCAGGAUGCUGUUGGGAUUGUAGCAAAGCUAUCAGAUUGUAUUGCAGCUAAAGGCGGAAACAUUCUUGGCUACGAUGUUUUUGUUCCUGAAAACAACCAUGUCUUCUACUCCCGCAGCGAGUUUAUCUUUGAUCCGGUUAAAUGGCCGAGAAACCAAGUUGAUGAAGAUUUUCAAACCAUUGCACAAACAUAUGGUGCCUUGAACUCGGUUGUCCGUGUGCCUUCUAUAGAUCCCAAGUAUAAGAUAGCCCUUCUACUCUCAAAACAGGAUCAUUGUCUUGUCGAAAUGUUGCAUAAAUGGCAGGACGGGAAACUCCCCGUGGAUAUUACCUGUGUGAUAAGCAAUCAUGAAAGAGCUUCAAACACUCACAUUAUGCGGUUUCUUGAGAGGCAUGGCAUCCCAUAUCAUUAUGUAUCAACAACAAAAGAGAAUAAAAGAGAAGAUGAGAUUUUGGAGUUGGUUAAAGAUACUGAUUUCCUUGUUCUUGCUAGAUACAUGCAGGUAAAUCAGAUUUUUGGUCCUUGCCUUAUCUCUAUCCUUUUAAUUCUUUGAUCAAAUGUUUAGUAG
Molecule: messenger RNA, 814 nt
Organism: Camelina sativa (false flax)
Lineage: Eukaryota; Viridiplantae; Streptophyta; Magnoliopsida; Brassicales; Brassicaceae
Source: RefSeq, a predicted model, not a curated record